GGUUUGAUGAUUGCUACAGCACAAAGAAACCGUCCGCGCGGUCCAAGUUGAAGUGUCCGCAGUGGGCGCCAUGGACCCAGGUGCCGCCCCUUGCAUCUCUCAGACAUGAUUUGUGAUGAGGACUGAUGCAUGGUCUCCAGCAGUCCAGCUUGAGCUGGGCGACGAGGUGACGGAACGGACGGAACGGACGGAACGCAUCGAGUCGCCACCGCUGGUGUCCGCGCCGAAUGAGGCAUCCGACACACGGCCGCGCAACGCGCGCCUUGUGAGGCUCUUUCUGACCUGCAUUUGCUUGGCGGAGAUGCUGAUUUUGGUUCCUAACCUCCUGACGGAAAUCGCCAUUCAACGAGGUCUCUAUGCGCCCAUUCUGCGUGCAGUGUUGGCCAUGGUUCGUUUGAGCCCUUUGGCGUGGCCUUUGCUAGGUCAGUUGGGCAGGCUGGGAGAUUCCCUGCGGGACUUUGUGGAGGUGUCGCUUCCUUCCAUCUACGGACCUGCUUGUGGCGGAGUGGAACCUUGUCGCGGCUUAGCCACUGCACUCAGUGGCUGGUACCUGAUCAGCACCCCCAUGCACGAUGCCUUUUCGCCUCGAAUCGACGACCUACAAGCAGACGAGGAGCUGGAAACUCCGUCUCCACAGGCAGCUCCCUUCGAUGACCAUUUACUGCUUCCCUGCGCAGUCAUCAUGUCGGCCAACGUUGGUCUCUUUCUGUGCGACGCAUUAUCCUUGACGGUAACGCCACUCUUGAGACAUCCGGAGACCUCCUCACAGCAUGUUCCACAGCAGCUGCCACGGCCAGAGGUCUUCUUGGCAGCUGGACCAGAUGAUAUCAACUCAGCAAAGUUUGAGCCCACCUGCGUGAUUUGCAUCGCAGACUUCGCGCCUGGAGAGCUCCUAGCGCGGCUGCCGUGCGGUCACACCUUUCACAAGGAGUGUGUAAGUCAAUGGCUGCGACAGCAUGGGAAGUGUCCUCUCCGCUGUGCCGGCAUGGUGUCACCUGCCGAGGAUUCGGAGGUGCAGGAGUCGGACUAUCGAGCAGAGAGUGCAUUGAUCAAUGAUGAUAUCCUCUCGCCCUGGUUGGUAGGUGCUCCCUUAAACGUGUCCUCCAGGUCGCUCUUUACCGACCAGCAAACAGAGCUCACUUUGCCUUCUUCCUUGGCCGUGGAGGCCGUAGAUGAUGAGGAAGUUUCGAUCAGACCAGGAUAGCACUUGUCUUUAGCUCAUAGGAAGAAUCCUUGGAUCUUCGGGAGAGAGAGUUG
Cladocopium goreaui is the source of this 1257-nucleotide messenger RNA. The record is from the annotation of a GenBank genome assembly. NCBI's taxonomy places the organism in Eukaryota, Dinophyceae, Suessiales, Symbiodiniaceae.